AAACCAGGCUACUUGUUAUUACUGAUCACGGCAAUUUGUAAAUCAUAGCAUGCUGCAAAAUUCGUUAAAAUUAAUUUGUUAGGGUCAUUAUUUGUUAAGGCUCAUGCCUCAUCUGAACAACUUUGAUUCAAUGCAUUCUAUUUUAAAAUAUGAAAAAUUAAUUGAUAGUAAUGUCGUUAACUAAUACGGUUUCUAUUUUUAUUCCAUCCGAUGCUUUAAAUAAAAUUUCUAAAAGAUGUUGGGUUUUCGGAUACGUUUCUUCUUCAUCAAAUAGUACAUUAAUAAAUUGUGCUAUUUUCUUAGAAACCGAAAAUACGGACGAUAUUAAGAAAAUUGUUGAAAAAUUAGUGAUACAAUCCCCUACUUUUAGUUUUCUGGGUGUAUUAUACAAUGCAAGAAAAAGAAAGGACUUCAAAUUUGAUGACUUAAAAGUUUUCAGCCAACAAGUGUCCUUUAUUCUACGUAUUAAUGAGAGUUCCAAUUCAUUAUAUUUAGAAAAUAUUUUUAUAAAAUCAUCUGAUGCUAGACAUAGUAUAUUAAAUCAAAUAAUAUUGUAUGAUAAUUAUGAAUUUAUUAAGUCACAAAUGUUUCCACAUAAGCAUCUUUCAUUGCCUGAAGAUGGGGAAAAUAAUUUUGUUUCAUUUUUGUCCAGGACUCUGAAAGACAAUUGUUUGUAUUCUAAAGAUCUUUCAGAAUUUUCUAAACAUAUUAUCUUUGAUUGUACUGAAUCUUCUCCUAACUAUUAUCAAUCCAAAUUAUUCAUUUAUCUUGCUAUUUUGCUGUCUUCUUUAUUUGGAAUUAUUUCCAAGUGCCUAACAUUUUUCCCCUUUUUACCAUAUAGAUUUUAUGAAGUUUUCUUGAAAAUCCUUACUUCAACUUCAGUUGGCUGUCAGCUUCAUCAAAGACACCUGCAUUUUGGAAAAAUUAUCAAAGAGUUCAAAAGUAAACAAAUUAUUAGCUUAGAAGUAAAAAAUCUUAUAUCAGCUGUUGUCUUUGAUUUACUUACUGGAUGGCUUAUCACUUUCACUUUUUUACAUUCAAAUGUGCCUUUGCUGUUUUUUGACUUAUCUUUAGAGCAAACUAAUAAUCUAGUCAGCAAUUUGCAGAAACUGAUACAUUGGCUUAUGGGUGUACCAGCUGGUUUAAAACUGAAUAUUCCUCUAAAUAGCGCUCUUGGACACUUUUUUCUGUAUCAUAUUUAUUUAUGGGAAGCAUAUAUGGCUGUUGUACUGCCAGUAUUUACUUUUAUCUUAAAGUCAUCAGUUGUUAUUGGAAUUCUUGGAGUGACUUCUAUAUUAUGUCUAUUAAGCGAUCUUAUAGCACUAGCUACUAUUCACAUUUAUUGUUUUUAUGGUUAUGCUGCAAGGCUCUAUGGGUACCAAAUAAUAGCUUUAUCAUCUUUGUGGAGACUUUUUCGGGGUAAGAAAUGGAAUCCUUUAAGAGAAAGAGUGGAUUCAUAUACCUACGAUAUACACCAACUGUUCCUAGGCACCCUUAUUUUCACUGUUUUGUUAUUUCUACUGCCUACAGUGAUGAUCUAUUAUGUAGUUUUUACUUGUUUAAGAAUCAUGGUGCUUGCAAUUCAGAGAAUCAUAUUGAAAAUAAUCCAGGCAAUCAAUGUUAAUCCAUUAUAUUGUAUCAUUUCUAUGCUGCUUAGAUCAUCUGAGGUGGCUGGUGAUGUUUAUUUUUCUGUUUUAAGUACUCAAGGAACUUUAACAUUUUCCAUGGAAGUAACACAAGUUUCUUUCAAGACUGUGAUAAAGGAAACAUUACCCAAAUUAGACAACACAGAAGAAUAUUUGACAUGGAAAGAAUUUUUAUCUAGCCUUUUGGUUGGCAAGAUUAUUUACCCACUUUAGAUACGGGUGUAAAGGAAUUUCAUAUUGUCAGCUGAAAUAAAAGUAUUUAUUUUUCAUAA
Molecule: messenger RNA, 1918 nt
Organism: Argiope bruennichi
Lineage: Eukaryota; Metazoa; Arthropoda; Arachnida; Araneae; Araneidae
Gene: PIG-Q
Product: phosphatidylinositol N-acetylglucosaminyltransferase subunit Q-like
Exons: 9
Coding region: 171-1859 (562 amino acids)
Biological process (GO): GPI anchor biosynthetic process
Cellular component (GO): endoplasmic reticulum; membrane
Source: RefSeq, a predicted model, not a curated record